AGUUAUCAAACUUAUUUGUUACCUCAAAAUAUAUCCACUUUAAUUUAUCAUACAACUCAUUCCUAUCUUUCUCACAAACUUAAUUUUCAUAAAAAUGGAGGUGGCAUUGAACAACAACAACAGCCACAAGUUCUUAUCCAAAAUUGCAACCAAUGAUGGGCAUGGUGAAAACUCACCAUAUUUUGAUGGUUGGAAGGCAUAUGAUACUGACCCUUACCACCCUCAAAACAACCCAACCGGUGUUAUUCAAAUGGGCCUAGCCGAAAAUCAACUUUGCUUUGAUUUGAUCCAAGAAUGGAUGGCAAAGCACCCGGAAGCAUCCAUAUGCACACAUGAAGGAGGUUUUGACUUCAAGGAGAUUGCUAUUUUCCAAGAUUACCAUGGGUUACCAAAGUUUAGAAGCGCGAUUGCGAAUUUCAUGAGUCGAGUCAGGGGAAGCCGUGUGAAGUUUGAUCCUAACCGUAUCGUGAUGAGCGGUGGAGCCACUGGAGCUCAUGAGACGGUGGCGUUUUGCUUGGCUAACCCUGGCGAAGCCUUCUUGGUGCCCACUCCUUACUAUCCAGGGUUCGAUCGUGACUUAAGAUGGCGAACUGGAGUCCAGCUUAUACCCGUUGUUUGUGAAAGCUCAAACGACUUCAAAGUCACCCUUGAAGCCCUCCAAGAGGCUUAUGACAAGGCCAACGAAUCCAACAUCAAAGUCAAAGGUUUACUCAUAACCAACCCAUCAAAUCCAUUGGGUACAUUCUUCGACAAAGAAACACUAAAAACUCUAGUCACUUUCAUCAAUGACAAAAACAUCCAUCUCGUUUGCGACGAGAUCUACGCUGGCACGGUGACUAACGCGAAUGAAUUCAUAAGCAUAGCCGAAAUCCUUGAUGAAUUUCCUAAAAUAUGCGAUCAUAAUCUAAUCCAUAUUGUUUAUAGUCUCUCAAAGGACAUGGGCUUCCCCGGGUUCAGGGUAGGAAUAAUAUAUUCCUACAAUGACACCGUAGUGAAUAUUGCGCGAAAAAUGUCAAGUUUUGGGUUGGUCUCAACCCAGACCCAAAACAUGAUAGCCUCGAUGCUAUCAGAUAAUGAUUUUGUUGAAAAUUUUAUUCACGAGAGCAGGGUCAGACUAGCCAAUAGGCACGAUACGUUCACAAGAGAGCUGGCCCAAGUUGGAAUAGGCAGCCUAAAGAGCAAUGCAGGGCUCUUUUUCUGGAUGGACCUACGUGGUUUCUUGAAAGACGCGACAUAUGAGUCAGAAAUGACGUUUUGGCGAAUUAUAAUUAAUGAAAUCAAGCUUAACGUGUCUCCAGGCUCAUCUUUCCAUUGUUCUGAGCCAGGAUGGUUUCGGGUUUGCUUUGCUAACAUGGAUGACGAGACAGUUACGGUUGCAGUACGUAGAAUUGAGUCCUUUGUCCUUAAAACCAAAAUGCUCGAGAUCAAGCCCAAAAAGAAACAAUGCUGGAACCUUCACCUCAAGUUAUCGUCUCGCAGGCUUGAAGAUAUCAUGUCACCUCACUCUCCACUCAACUCGCCCAUGGUUCGAGCACAAACUUAGACGAACAUCAUGCGAGUAUAAAUAUAAAGUCUUUAAUAUAACAAGGUUUUUCUAGUCUCUUUUUCUAAAAAGAGGCUGGUUAUAGAAGUGUAACUAUAUAAUGUGUGAUUUUUUUGUUACUUUUUGCAACUUACAAUGAAAGUUUGAUGCAUUUUAUUAUUUUAUUAAAUAAACUUUUUGUGGGCUUUACCA
Erigeron canadensis is the source of this 1735-nucleotide messenger RNA. Its product is annotated as 1-aminocyclopropane-1-carboxylate synthase-like. The coding region runs from base 95 to 1543 and encodes 482 amino acids. Lineage: Eukaryota; Viridiplantae; Streptophyta; Magnoliopsida; Asterales; Asteraceae. The transcript has 2 exons. Gene Ontology annotation, molecular function: transaminase activity; pyridoxal phosphate binding. The record is from RefSeq and is a predicted model, not a curated record. Gene Ontology annotation, biological process: amino acid metabolic process; biosynthetic process.